AUAAAACGCCCCUUCCAAAAGCCAAUUGUAAAGCACACCCAAAAUUUUAACUCAAAAGCCUGCUGCUCUUUUGGCCUCUCCUCAAUCAAAGAAAAACAACAAAUGAAUCCAUUUGCUUCUUUCUUGCUUCUCUUAUCUUCUCUAGCUUUUCUUGUCUCCAUUGGUAAUGGUCAAGACAGAGCUCCCCAUGGCAUUGCUCACGAGAAUCCGAUGGCCUUCUCCCCGUCGGCUUACGAAUUCUUCCACCCCAAAACCCAAAAUCAAGACACCAAAAACCCAUGUGCAGCCUCCAAAUGCUCACCAUUGCCUGUAGCAGCUGAAGUGGACUCUAACAAAGCACUUGAAACCAAAGCAUUACCACAACAGAAACCAGGGCAUCCACUCGGUGCUGGUGGAGUUGUUGCCAUUGUUUUCGGUUUGGCAUUUGUGGUGCUUUCGGCAAUGGGUGUUUUCUAUGUGAUUAAAACCCGCCGAGUUACUGCUACAACUAAUCAACCAAACACUGUUCAACUCGAUGCCUGAUAGUGUACUCUUCAAGCACCAAAUCUCCAUUGUAUAAAUACAUAUAGGCGAAUGCUCUAUUAGAAUUAAGCUUUUCUUCAAUCUUUUUUUUUUCUUAUUUCUCUUUGGGGUUUUUCUGCUUUCAUGGAGUGUAUUUGCUUUAUGAUUCAAUUUGUUAUAUAAUUGGGAUGAUAGUGUUUUUCACA
Molecule: messenger RNA, 707 nt
Organism: Gossypium arboreum
Lineage: Eukaryota; Viridiplantae; Streptophyta; Magnoliopsida; Malvales; Malvaceae
Exons: 1
Coding region: 103-522 (139 amino acids)
Source: RefSeq, a predicted model, not a curated record